AUGUCUUCUGGCCGCGGCAGAGGGCUUCGCGGCGGCGGAAGAGGUGGCCGUGGCGGUAAGGCUGCUCAGUCUACUCAGCCCAAUCAAUCUCUCGCCCUGAGACUGGCAUCCGCUAAGCCGGUACAAGAUAUGCGUGUCAAAGAGGUGGAAGACCAAAUUCAAGAAUCUAUCAAAUCAGCCAAAACCACCGAUCUCUCCACUCUUCCACUACGUCCUGGAUACGGCACAAAAGGAAUGCAGAUACUCUUAUGGACGAAUCAUUUCGAACUGACGGGAUUGGGUGACCUUGCUGUGUACCGUUACGCAGUCGACGUGGCACCGGACCGGAAUGGACGUGCUCCAGGCAGAAAGAGACAACGACGAAUUGUCCAGCUCAUGAUAGAGGAUCAUUUCGCCGACCAGAAGCUCAACAUCACAACGGAUUUUUCCUCUAAUAUGAUCAGCAACAUCUCUCUGAAACUACAGAACCCUUAUCAAGUACAGUACCGGGAGGAAGGUGACGAUGUGCAAGCCAAUGCCGUAGUGUACCAGGUGUCGGUACAGCCAACAGGAGUCAUGCAACUGUCGGAUCUGCUGGGUUAUGUCACGUCUACCUCAGGUACAGCUGCUCUUGAUUCCAAAGAAGAACUCCUCCACAUCCUCAAUAUCAUCAUUGGCCACUAUCCCAAAGCAGUGCCUGAGAUCACCUUGGUGGGAGCGAACAAGUACUACAGCAUAGAACAACAAUCGACAGCGUUUGCGGGGACACCCUUGGGUGCCGGCCUCAAUGCCAUGCGAGGUCUGUUUACUAGUGCUCGAGCCGCCACUGCUCGGAUCCUGAUCAACGCACAAAUCAAACACUGCGCAUUCUACGAGGCUGGGCCCUUGGACAUGUUGAUUACCAACUAUCAGAAUGCCAAUGGUCCCAACAAAGCAAAGUUGGAGGCAUUCUUGAAGAAGCUCACAGUCAACACAACUCAUCUCAAGAGACGAAACCGAGCAGGUCAAGAAGUGUUCCGCAUGAGACAGAUUCAAGCACUCGCUUCACCUCGUGAUGGCGAAGGACAAGCUCAUCGACCGCUGGUGUCAGAACAUGGGGCAGGUCCGAUGAAUGUCAAAUUCUGGUUAGAGGACGAGAACACCUAUAUCUCUGUGUUUGACUUCUUCAAAAAAGCAUACAACAUCGUCAUCAAGAACACGAAAAUGCCUGUCCUCAAUGUUGGAAAUAAACAGAAGCCGGUUUACAUCCCAGCUCAAGUUUGCCAGGUGCCCGAGGGACAGCACGCUUCCACCAAAUUGAGUCCAAGGCAGACCUCAGCCAUGAUCGGCUUCGCCGUGAGACCUCCCACAGAGAAUAAAGAUUGGAUAGCCCACUCUGGCGCGAGCCUCGUCGGUCUCGUACCCGCAAAUCAGACCCUGAACGCAUUUGGUCUCAAGGUUAGUCCGGAGUUGCUUGCAGUUCCAGCACGCAUACUCGAUGGUCCCAAAGUUAUGUAUUCUGGGAAUAAGCAGAUCAUCCCUUCCUUCGGAAGUUGGAAUCUCAGACAGGUGCGUUUUUCUGGCUCGGCCCAAUUGACCAAUUGGACAUACCUGAGCAUUCACAUGGGCGGUCGGCCGCUUCCAUGGGCAAACCAAGACAAGCUCAAACAGGCCGUUGGCAAGUUCGAGGCGAAGAUGAGAGAGGUAGGUAUGAGAGUGAGUCCGGCAGCGGGGGGGCUAUCAAUAUCCGUGACGCCAGCCACUGCAGAAAGCGAAAUCAAUCGUGCCAUCAACAUCUUCACGGGGACCAAUAAUCGACCGCCGCCGCAGUUGAUCCUGGUGUUUCUGCCAAACAAAGACACGGCCAUCUACAACCAGGUCAAAUACACUUGCGACGUCAAGGCGGGCUUGCUGAAUGUCUGCGUCACCGAGAAAUUCUUUAAUGACAACAACGACCAGUAUUUUGCCAAUGUGUGCCUCAAGGUCAACCUGAAGCUCGGCGGGCGAAACCACAGCCUCGAAAGUCACAAACUCGGCAUCAUUGCAGAGGGAAAAACCAUGGUUGUCGGACUCGACGUUACCCAUCCAUCGCCCGGGUCAGCGCCGAACGCUCCAAGCGUGGCAGCCGUCGUCGCGUCGGUCGAUCGAAUGCUCGGGCAGUUCCCCGCGGAACUGCUCAUCCUCCCACGACGGAAAGAGAUGAUCACGGGCCUGAAGGAGAUGAUCAAGACGCGGCUGGUGCUGUGGCAGAAGCACAACGGAAGCCUCCCGGACAACAUCCUGGUGUACCGCGACGGGGUCUCGGAGGGCGAAUACGCCAAGGUUCUCGGGCAGGAGGUGCCCCUGUUUCGCGAAGCCGGCAAGGACCUGUACCCUGCCGACCGGACCAAGGCGGGCUUCCCUCGCAUCACCGUCAUCGUCGUCGGCAAGCGCCACCACACCCGCUUCUACCCUACCAGACCCGACGACGGCGACCGCAACAUGAACCCCAAGAACGGCACCGUCGUCGACCGCGGCGUCACCGAGGCCCGCAACUGGGACUUUUUCCUCCUGGCCCACACCGCCGUCAAGGGCACCGCCCGUCCCGCACACUACUACAUCGUGCUCGACGAGAUCUUUCGCAGAGCAGCUGCCCCUGGAGGCGGAGCCGGAGCCGGAGCCGGAAGAGGGAGAGGAAGAGGAAGAGGAACUGGAGGUACGGCCGGUGGUGCGGUCGGCAGCACGACGAGACAACAGCAGGCCCAACCCCAGAACGUCGCCGACGUCGUCGAAGACCUCACCCACAGUCUCUGCUACACCUUCGGUCGCGCCACCAAGGCCGUCAGUAUUUGCCCGCCCGCCUACUACGCCGACCUUGCCUGUGAGCGAGCGAGGUGCUACCUGAGCCAGUUCUUCGACCCCGAUUCCGUCGAGAGGAGUUCGACAACCUCGACCACCGGCACCGGUGCCGAACCGGACAAGACGCCGCUGGGUGUUCACGAGAAUGUCAAGAAUGCCAUGUUCUACAUCUGA
Molecule: messenger RNA, 2970 nt
Organism: Exophiala spinifera
Lineage: Eukaryota; Fungi; Ascomycota; Eurotiomycetes; Chaetothyriales; Herpotrichiellaceae
Exons: 5
Coding region: 1-2970 (989 amino acids)
Molecular function (GO): RNA binding; protein binding
Source: RefSeq, a predicted model, not a curated record